Molecule: messenger RNA, 1230 nt
Organism: Effrenium voratum
Lineage: Eukaryota; Dinophyceae; Suessiales; Symbiodiniaceae
Source: the annotation of a GenBank genome assembly
GUCUGGGGUGCUCUCCGAGAGGCCAAGAUGCGGCCUCCGGAGUCUACAGUCUGGGAAUGCCACGGCACAGGGACGUCCUUGGGCGAUCCGAUUGAAGUGGGCGCCAUCCGAAAGGUUCAGAUCAAAGAGCCUCGACAAGAACCGCUUCUGAUCGCAAGUAGCAAGUCGAAUCUGGGCCACUUGGAGGGGAGUGCUGCAGCCAUCGCCAUGAACAAGUGCAUUCUGAUUGUGAUGCAUGCCCAAGCUUUACCGACACAGCACGUGAAGACGCUGAAUCCGCACUUGGAUCAUGCUGCGUUCGAUGCUGUGUACUCCACAGAACACACUGCCUACAAGUACGCACAGGGCCACUGCCAGGUCUCCUCCUUUGGCGUGGGAGGAACCAAUGGCCAUGCUAUCUUCUGGGGCGAGAAGGCACAGCCGGAUGUGGAUUUCCGAAGAGUUUUCCUCAGGAAAAUCAUGAAGGCCACUCCGCCUAUUGUCACGGAGGGCGCCACUGAUCCUGCCCUUUGGGACUACCGUGGGCUGGACUACAAAGCCACCAUGGGUGACAGCUACAAAGUGUGCCUGGAGAAGGACCCGCUCACAGGUGAAGAAACUGUAAGCUUUGAGAAGGAGCAGGUCAAAGAAGAUCCUGCUGAAUUUUACAGCACCACUGGCAACCACAAUGACUGGGACGUUGACCGGAUGCAGGAAGGAAAUGUGCCAGGCCUGUACUGGCAAGAUAUUCCAGUUCCUGAGGGCGGAAUGCUGGAAUUCCGAAUUCUGGUAGAUGGGGAUGCAGACAAGAACAUUGGACCAGAAGACACUACUUCGAAGCCUCUUGCUGCAAUCAAGGGCCCUGACAAAGAAUUGCGGACGUCCUGGUUGGUUGAAGGAUCUCCUGGCUCCAUUCUGCGUGUGGAGUUUCUCACCUGCACAAAGGACUUGCACAGCUCUAUAAAGCCACGGAGUAUCUCUUGGGUCCCGGUGUCGUAGCGGAUGUGAACUCCUGAGAGUGUACGCGUCGCAGCAGAUCGAUCUUUAACAUUUUCAGUCAUACGGCUUUGCUUCUUAAGUGCCCUCGAUGUCAUAGGUUGUUGCAAGGUUGGAGCUGAAACAAAAGACCUAAAUUGUGCUUCGGUGUGCAGUGUCACUCAAUCUUUUCGUUUGGAUAGCUCGAACAACAAACCGUGCACAAAAUGCAGUGGCGCUUUCGCAGUACGUGAGUUGCAGAAGCUCAAAGAAACA